Messenger RNA from Paramecium pentaurelia, 1794 nucleotides. The record is from the annotation of a GenBank genome assembly. Lineage: Eukaryota; Ciliophora; Oligohymenophorea; Peniculida; Parameciidae.
AUGAAAGAUAUUAAAAAGAAGGCUGAACAUUUCUAUUCAAUAGAAUUAGAUCGACUUAGAUUGUUUACAUAAUAAGGAGUUGAGAUAUUUGAAGAAGAUCUAAUGUUUCUUAAGGAUGGCACAUUACUUUAUGUUUCUGAUUGUAAUUUUAUUAUUUCUAUAAAGUUAACCUUUAGCUAGAGAUUUUGAUGCUUAUUCUUAAUUCAGUGUUUAUUAGAUAAUAAAGACUUUAGGAGAAGGAGGAUUUGGUAAAGUGAUGUUGGGUAAACAUAAACUGACUCAAGAAUAAGUUGCAAUUAAAAUUAUCGAUUCAGGGAAAUUAUGGAAUGCAGCUGAUAUAGACUUAGUAUUUAGAGAAGCAGAAGUAAUGAAAAAUCUAAGACAUAAAAACAUUAUAAAAAUUAUUAAUUGUUACACUCUUCCAAGUAUGUAGGUGAUAUUAAUAAUGGAAUUUUUAGAAGGAGGGGAUUUAGUUGAUUAUAUUUAAUGUAAAAUAAUAAUUGAGUAUUUAUUUUAGAGAAGGGGAAACUUUCUGAAGAAGAGGCUAGAAUUAUAUUUCGUUAAAUUGCAGAUGCUAUUUGUUAUUGUCAUGAUUAAAAGUUAGUUCACAGAGAUUUAAAGUUAGAGAAUAUUUUGUUAACUUCUAAAACAGAGAAAUAGGUAAAGAUCAUAGAUUUUGGUAUUGCUACAGUGGCUACAAAUUUUAUAAUUGAUAAGAUAGAUUUGGGGAGUUUAAGUUACAUGCCACCUGAAGUGCUAUCAGGAUAGAUAUAAUAGAUACGACCAUCUAUAGAUAUAUGGGCAAUGGGUGUAAUAUUGUUUGCUCUUGUUUGUGGUACUCUACCAUUCACAAGACCAAUAUAAGAGUAAACAGUUUAAAAUAUUUUAAAAUUAAAUUACUAAUUUCCUAAUAUAUCUUUGAGUAAGGAAUAUAAGGAAUUAGUUUAAUUGAUGUUAAAUCCAGAUCCAAAUGAAAGGUAUUCAGCUUAUUAGGUAUUGGGUCAUCCUUGGUUGAGGAAGAGUUAGAGUACUCUUUAGGCUCCUUCUAAAUUAUUUCCAAAAGGAAUAAUAAAAAGGGAUUAUACAAAAAUAAGUGGAGGGAAUAAUGGUAAUUCUAAGAAAUUAAUGACUUCUUCAAUGACGAUUGGUAGAGAUUUUACUUGUUUAUAACAGGGUAAGACUUAUUAAUCAAAUGGAUUGGAAUCUCCAACUUUAAUAAUUAGAAGUCCUUCUUAAAUUAAACCAUUUGAGAGUUUAAAAUAAUAGACUGAAAUUUUGGAAUCUUAAGAACCUGAACAGUAAUAGGAUGAGAAAAAGAUAAUAAAAACUGUUAGAGAAAGGAAAUUAUCUAGUUUUAAUUAAAAAUUGAUUGAUAAAAUAUUUAAGGAGGAUAGAGUUGUUAAAAGGAAUGCCCAUACACAUCCUUUAAAUUCACCAAAGGAAUCAAAAGAACGUUCUCCAAUUGAACGUGCUCACAUUUAAUUAUCAUCUGCUAAGAUUCAUAGUAAAUAAUCAUCAGAGGAUUUUACAAAGAGAGUGAGAUCCAAAUAGAUAAAAUUAAGGACCAUAAUAAAUUUGAGUUAAUUGACUGAUUUAAAGAUGUUAUAUGGAGAUGCUUUAAAGAAAAAUAAUGAACCAAAGAGAAUAAUAACUGAAUAGAAUGAUUCAUUAAAUUUAUACAAACUAUAAUUGUCAUUUAGACAUAGAAAGAUGAGAAGUGAUUAAUUAUUAUAGAAGACAUUUAAAUCUGGGGAAUUAAAGAUAAGUGAAUUAUAUAGUACUCUUUUUAAAUGA